Molecule: messenger RNA, 1647 nt
Organism: Physeter macrocephalus (sperm whale)
Lineage: Eukaryota; Metazoa; Chordata; Mammalia; Artiodactyla; Physeteridae
Product: hibernation-associated plasma protein HP-25-like
Molecular function (GO): protein binding
Source: RefSeq, a predicted model, not a curated record
GCUCCGCGGCACGUGGGAUCUUCCCGGACCGGGGCACGAACCCAUGUCCCCCGCAUCGGCAGGCGGACUCUCAACCACUGCGCCACCAGGGAAGCCCUUUAGUUGUCUUUUAAAGCAAGUAUUAAGAUGAUACAAAAAUUAAACUUGUAAGGUAACAUUUAGGACCACUCUGCUACAAUAGGUGAUUUAUCAGGACAGACAGUGCUUUCAGUCUCUGGGGGACAAUUUCCUCUAGAAUUUGUAUGUAUUGGUGACCUAUUGUUUUAGAUUUAAGUCCAUGUCCAAGCUUUGCUUUGUUAAUGGGAAUAAAAGGAUGUCAAUCAAGGAAAACUUCUACAACCUAGAUAUAUUCAAAGAAGAGCAAACGUCAGGACAAUCUUAUAUUGGGAGUCAGUCUUGUGCCUUCACUGUGCUAGAUACUUUAUUAUAUUAUCCCCAAACCCUAUGCUACCCUCUUAGAUAGGUGUAAUUAUCCCCCAAUGUAUAGGUGGGAAAACUGAGAGAAAAAGAAACUAGGCAAUUUCUCUAUAGACACAACGUUAAUGCUUAAGUGAGUGGACUUCAGAUACCAAAUCAUCACAACUAACACCAGGUAUUGAAUGUGACUGCCAGAGACUAUUUCGAGGCCGCAGAGGCGUAAGUUGGAAGAGGCCACACUGGAUUCCAAUAGGAGAGAUCAGCAGGUCCCUUUUGACUUUUCUGUGCCCCAUCUGGGGAGGGUUCAAUAACAUGGAAUAAUGGCCUUGGAACGUUCCUAACCAUCUCUGACCCUAGCCCCAGCAUUGGUGUGCAUGCCCACAGUAAUGGAUACUCCUUGGGAUUGUGAGGGUUUGCAUCCCUUUGACGGGGUGGGAACAUGAUCCUUCAAGAGCAGCAGCAGCAUUUCCCAGUCUAUGUGAACUUUUCCCGUUAUUCUUCUGCCCUAGGUUUCUGGAUUUGGGCCCUGUCCAUAACAUCAGCCCCAGCUGAUCUCAAGACUGAAGGAAAUGCUGAACCCUGUGAACCUCGGGGACCCCCAGGACCCCCAAGCCCUCCAGGCCCUUUGGGAAUAGCUGGUCCUCAAGGUCAUCCAGGAAAAAUGGGACAAAGAGGGUCACCUGGAGCUAUUGAGAGGUGCCCAUUGCCACCAAAAUCUGCCUUUUUCGUGAAGCUUAGUGAACCUCUCCCAAAGCCCUUCCAGCCCGUUGUUUUCAAGGAAGCCCUGUACAACCAGCAGGACCACUUUAAUCUGACCACUGGAGUGUUCAGCUGCACCACCCCUGCUGUGUACAAUUUUGCCUUUGACAAUGAGCUGUUUCAGAGAUCUGUGAAGAUAGGACUCAUGAAGAAUGGCAUCCAGGUCAGAUGGAAGCAAGCCCAAGCCAAAGACAGUCACAAACAUGCUUUGGGAACUGUCAUUGUGCAGCUGGAGAAGGAGGACAAGGUCUGGCUGGAAUCCAAGCUGAAUGAAGCAGAAUAUGAAAAAGGAACGACUCCAAUUAUGUUCUUUGGGUAUUUGCUUUACGGAAAUUAAGAUGGCUUGGUGUUAAUAGCACUCCUUCCUUCUUCAUGUAAGUCUAAAUUAAUGAGCAUAAUUUCCCCUCUCACACAUUUCCUACAACAUCAUAGAAUGAAGGGAAGUCCAUAAAAUUGAGUGCCCCAGUAAGA